Messenger RNA from Eublepharis macularius, 1123 nucleotides. RefSeq names its product H-2 class II histocompatibility antigen, E-S beta chain-like. Gene Ontology annotation, cellular component: membrane; MHC class II protein complex. Gene Ontology annotation, biological process: antigen processing and presentation of exogenous peptide antigen via MHC class II; immunoglobulin production involved in immunoglobulin-mediated immune response; peptide antigen assembly with MHC class II protein complex. NCBI's taxonomy places the organism in Eukaryota, Metazoa, Chordata, Lepidosauria, Squamata, Eublepharidae. The transcript is spliced from 6 exons. Gene Ontology annotation, molecular function: MHC class II protein complex binding. The record is from RefSeq and is a predicted model, not a curated record. Bases 29 to 832 code for a protein of 267 amino acids.
CGCAAGUGGGUUUCCCCAUGGGGCAGCCAUGGGGCCUGGCCGGAUCCUGCCAGUGCCUCUCCUGCUAAUGGUGCUUCUGGGUCCCUCCCUGGUCCAUGGAAUGGAAGGAAGAUUUCAGCCCCCUGCCGCCCAGUUCCUGCACCAGAGCAAGGCCGAGUGCCGCUUCGCCAACGGGACUCACGGCGAGGUGCGCUACCUCUACCGGCUCAUCUACGGCCGCCGGGAGUUCGUGCGCUUCGACAGCCGCCGCGGGACCUUCGAGGCCGUCACGGAGCUGGGCCGGCCCGAGGCCGACGCCUGGAACAGCCGCAAGGACAUCCUGGACUACAAGCGGGGCGCGGUGGAGCGCUUCUGCCACCACAACUGCCAGGCGUGGGAGGGGAUCCUCACCACCAAGGCACAGCCCACAGUGAAAAUCUCCUUCACCAAGGCAGAGACCCUGUCCCACCACAGCCUCCUGAUAUGCACCGCGACAGGCUAUUAUCCCUCAGAGAUUAAUUUCAAGUGGCUGAAGAAUGGGCAGGAGCAGACAGAGGAGGUGGGGUACUCAGAGGAGUUCCAGAACGGGGACUGGACCUUCAUGAACCAGGUGAUGCUGCAGACGGUGCCUGAGCGGGGGGACGUCUACGCCUGCCAGGUGGAGCACAGCAGCCUAACAGAGCCCAUCACCGUGCAGUGGGAGCCACGGAGGUCGGACUCUGCCAAGAGCAAAGUGUGGACGGGGGUCGUGGGGGCUGUGCUGGGGGCGGUCUUUGUGGCCGUGGGACUCUCCCUCUACCUGAAGAAGAGAAAAGCGCUUCCCACCGCACCUGCUGCAGGCCUCAUCAGUUAGUCCUCUGACGGUUCCAGAUCUUACAUCCUGAAACAUCAUUUUUUAACAAAGAAGAUGCUUGCGUCAUUCUACUGAUUCCCCGCCAACACACACGGGACGUAAUCUGCGUUCAGGCCGCGUUUUGACCGUCUGCGGCUAAAACCGCGGCGGAGAUGGCUGGCACGUCCGUCGUUUGUCAGGAUCUCCGGCUGACAACUGCGACUGGGCUGCAAAGAGGCAUUCAUGAAUUAUUGAUGGCUUUAACUGGAGGAGAAGUUUCUAUUUUUGUUUAAUUAAAAAAUACUUAAUAUG